Aspergillus nomiae NRRL 13137 is the source of this 3972-nucleotide messenger RNA. Its product is annotated as Ran GTPase-binding protein LOS1. The record is from RefSeq and is a predicted model, not a curated record. Gene Ontology annotation, cellular component: nuclear pore; nuclear matrix; cytoplasm. Bases 1 to 3972 code for a protein of 1323 amino acids. Gene Ontology annotation, molecular function: oxidoreductase activity; tRNA binding; small GTPase binding. The transcript is spliced from 7 exons. Lineage: Eukaryota; Fungi; Ascomycota; Eurotiomycetes; Eurotiales; Aspergillaceae. Gene Ontology annotation, biological process: tRNA re-export from nucleus.
AUGGCAUCUCAAACCGCAGCAUGGACCCUCACUGGCCAAAGAGGAAUCUCAAGUCUCAAAUUCGUUGAGAAUCAUCCUCUACCUGCUCUGGGGGACCACGAUGGAAAAUUCGGUCUGACUAUCAAAAACAACAUUGUUCCAGCAUCCGACGGAGCGGGUGUUGUAGAGGCCGUUGGUUCCCAAGUCUGCAAUCUUAAGCCUGGGGAUAGAGUUUGUACCCAUAUGACAACUCAUAUGGCCGAUGAUGCGCCCGCUACCUUUGCCGAUAUAGAGGCCGGUCUUGGUCAGCGCGUAGACGGGACCUUACAGAGCCAUGGCAUAUACCAUGAAACGUCGGUGGUGAAGAUGCCUGACAACCUGUCUUUCGAUGAAGCGGCUACAUUAACUUGUUCUGGUCUAACGGCAUGGAAUGCAUUGUUUGGUCUUAAAGGGAGAGAGCCCAAGAAGGGCCGUGUAGUGUUGGUGCAGGGAGCAGGAGUUUGCCCUGGCUUCGGGUGCGACGGUGAUAGCAACAACCAGGCUAAAGCGUCCAAGUUCAAAUCACUAGGUGCACACCACGUCAUCAACUACAAAUCCACACCUGACUGGGGAACAGCCGCAAAAGGUUUUACCCUUGGUGGCCAAGGCGUAGACUUGGUUGUCGAUGUGGGCGGUGCAUCUACCCUUCAUCAGUCACUCAAGGCUAUCAGGCCGGAGGGAGUUAUCGCACUAGCAGGAUUCUUAGGUGGGGCGUCCAGUCCCGAUAUGCCCAGCCUGAUGGACGGUCUGAGUUAUCUUUGCACCUCGUGUGGAUUGCUCCUUGGGACCCGAGUUCAGUUCCAGGCCAUGAAUCAUUUCAUUGAAGAGAAUGGCAUUAGGCCCAUAAUUGAUGAAAAGGUGUUUGGUCUACACGAGGUAGCGAAUGCCAUAGAAAUCGCCUGGAAUCCUUCCUCAGACCAAGCCCUCAAGGCGCAAGCCUUCGAUUACCUGAACCAACUCCGUACCGACCCCUCGGGAUGGCAAGUCUGCCUCGCUCUCUUCACAAAGACUCCCCAGCACUCUGAGAUCAUACGACAUGUAGCGCUAGAGGUGGUUAAUAGUGCCGCCCAGGCUGGACUGAUUGACCCUCAGGCUCUAGGAUAUGUCCGGGACGGCCUCAUGAACUACCUCCGCCAGGUCUAUGGGCAGGAGAAUGCAAACCCAGAUCCUCCCAAUAUUCAGAACAAAAUUGCCCAGACGAUUACCUUCCUCUUCUCGGCGCUCUACGGGAACGGCUGGGAGUCAUUCUUCGAUGAUCUCUUGAGCUUAACGUACAAGGGUGCCUCGAGCACGUCGCCUGACAAUAUGCUGGGGAUUGUAUUCUACCUUCGAGUCGUUAAUUCUAUCCACGAUGAAAUCGGUGAUGUCCUCGUGUCCAGAUCUCGUACGGAACAGGAUAGGGCAAAUUCGCUGAAGGACUUGAUCCGGAUGAGAGACAUGCAAAAGAUCGCAAGCUCGUGGCAACAGAUUUUGUCGGAAUGGCGGGACGGCAACGACGUGAUCGUAGAGAUGUGUUUGAAAGCAGUUGGUUCCUGGGUUAGCUGGAUUGAUAUCAGUCUUGUGGUCAACCAGACAAUGCUCGAUCUCUUAUUCCAGCAACUGGCCCGGGCACAGAAGGCGGAGCUCAGGGCGGGAGAGGAAAAGGUGCGGGAUGCAGCAGUCGACGUUUUUACAGAAAUCAUCGGCAAAAAGAUGAAACCGGAGGAUAAGAUUGACAUGAUUAUUUUCUUGAAUCUGGACACGAUCGUUUCCCAGCUCUCCAACAGCCCCCCUCUUUGUGAGAAUAGGUUUACCUUCAAAUACGAUACGGAUCUCGCCGAAACAGUUGCGAAGCUAGUCAAUAGUACAGUGGUUGAUAUUGUGCGCGCUUUGGAGCAAGAGAAUAUCUCUGGAGAAUGCAGAGAAAAGGCCAAUGGGCUAUUGCAGGCCUUCCUUCCGCACAUCCUGAGAUACUUUUCCGAUGAAUACGACGAGGUCUGCUCGACCGUCAUCCCCUGUGGCAGUGACCUUCUGCAAUACUUGAGAAAGGUCUCUAAGACCGACCCUUCUCUUACCGCGCAGCAUUCCCCCAUCUUGCUCCCUAUCUUGAAGGCCAUCAUUGCCAAGAUGCGAUACGACGACACCUCCUCAUGGGGCGACGAGGAUGACCAAACGGACGAGGCAGAGUUCCAGGAACUCCGCAAGAGACUAGCCAUUAUGCAACAAACUGUCGCCACGGUGAACGAACAGCUCUACAUAGACGCCGUCUCCGAGGUUGUCGCAACAACCUUUGAGAACCUACGACAGUCAGGUACGCAGUUAGACUGGCGUGAUCUGGACCUUGCCUUACAUGAAAUGUUCCUCUUUGGAGACAUUGCCGUAAAGGCAGGCAAUCUCUAUACCAAAAACCAACCCAACAAUCGGGCAGCAGAGCGACUUAUCGAGAUGGUGUCACGAAUGGUCGAGUCCGAUAUUCGCUCCUUCACGCAUCCGGCGACCCAAUUACAGUACAUGGAAAUUUGUGUUCGUUACAGUUCAUUCUUCCUGUACCACACUCAUCUCAUCCCCGGUGUUUUGGAAAGCUUCCUUCAACUUGUUCACCACCCCACGAAGAAGGUUAAAACCAGAUCCUGGUAUCUUUUCCAGCGGCUAGUCAAGCAAUUGAGAACCCACAUCGGCAAUGUUGCGGAGACAGUCGUCCAGGCCCUAGGCGAUCUUCUGGUGAUCCAGGCGGAAAUUCCUACAGAAGGCGCCGAUGGUGAUGAAAUGUCGUCGGAGGAUCAUGAAGGGUCCGCAGAUGCUGUUUUUAACAGCCAACUUUACCUAUUCGAAGCCGUUGGCAUUAUCUGCUCCACCCCGACUGUCCCUGCCGACAAGCAGGUCCUGUAUGCGCAGUCGGUACUGAACCCUGUGUUCAUGGACAUGGAGAAAAACCUGGCUCCGGCGAAGUCCAACGACGAGAGGGCUUUGUUACAAAUACAUCAUGACAUCAUGGCUCUUGGAACGCUAGCAAAAGGCUUCUCGGAUUGGAUGCCAGGAACCAGCUCCCCAACCUCGCUGCCCGCGGCUGAGGUUUCUGAGGCAUUCUUGCAAGUGUCCGAGGCUACUCUUGUUGCUCUUGAGUCCCUUAAAACCUCUUUCAAUAUUAGAACAGCCGCUCGAUUCGCCUUUUCCAGACUCAUUGGCGUCCUUGGCUCCCGGAUCCUCCCACAGCUUCCAAGGUGGAUCGAUGGCCUACUAACCCAGACUUCUACUCGGGAUGAAAUGGCUCUUUUCUUGCGCCUUUUGGACCAAGUUAUCUUCGGAUUCAAGGGCGAGAUAUAUGCCAUUCUCGAUACACUAUUGACGCCUUUCCUACAACGGGUGUUCGCCGGAAUUGCUGAUCCCACUACUGGCACCGAUGACGAAAUCCAGCUUGCAGAGUUGAAAAGGGAAUAUCUGAAUUUCUUGUUGGCGGUUCUGAACAAUGACCUGGGCGCAGUGAUCAUCAGCGAGAGAAAUCAACCCAUGUUCGAUACCGUCAUCACGACCAUCGAACACUUCGCCAAGGACGUCGAGGACUUUACCACCGCGAAGAUGGCGUUCUCGGUGCUCUCCAAGAUGGGCAGCUCCUGGGGCGGUCCUGAUAUCGCACCGGAGGCGACGAAUGGCACCGCCCAGCAGGUUGCUCUCCCAGGAUUUGCACAGUUCAUGAUCAGCCGAAUGUCGCCCUUAUGUUGGGCACUUCCCGCCACCCCGUCCUUCAAUCCCAAAGACGCACAGGCCAAGCAGGUUCUCGCCGAAGCUGGAGGAUUGCAGCGCACCAUCUAUUGCAAGACCGGUAUGGAGUAUAUCCAGUACCUUCGAGACCAGGAAUUGCCCGGCAUGGGAAUGGGUGCCGAACUCAUAGAGGAGUUCUUGAAUGCAUUAGGCCGGCUAGACUUGAAGGGCUUCCGGCAGUUCUUCCCGUCCUUUAUCCAGCGAUUGAGCGCAUGA